UUGUUAAACAAUAUUUUUUACUUUUAUUGUGUCUGAUUUAUACAAUGCAGUCACCGCAUCAUUAUGCCCACGUUGCGAUGUAAUUCAAUCACAGCAACCAAAAUCUUACAAUGAUAUUACGGUGCAAUGUAAUUUAAUUAUAUCAUAUAUUUAGGUACUUUCAUAGGGCAAGUUUAUUUAUUAAUGGAUACUUACAGGAAAUGACCUAAGAUCAUGGCUGUAAUCCUGUCGAAAAAGCAAAGACUGAACUUAGAGCAGGCAUAAAACGUGGGGACAUUUACGAAACAACCGGAGCAUUAUAUAAACAACAAUAUAGGGACAAUAAAGAGACCAGUUGUUCCGAAGAAAGCACAUCAUUCUGUCAGAAACAGUUUGCCAGCAUUCCAACACAGAAAUUCGAUAUGGAUACAGACAUCCGCCAUGAAAGUAUAGACAAAAAGUCUACCUGCUUUAAAGGGUCGUUCUGGUGCUCAAGUCGUUUUGUCCUUAUCGUUAUCGGCUUCUUUGGAUUUAUGAAUCUAUACGCCUUGCGGGUAACCAUGAGUGUUGCAAUUGUGUGUAUGACAGGACCUGAGACUAACACCAGCAAUACCAGCAGUUUUGCCAAUGAGAAUGUUUCAGAAAGUGAUAUGCCAGAGGUACAGGUAUCAAACCAAGAUGACAGGUUUGAUUGGGACAAAGAAACUCAAGGACUUAUACUUGGUUCCUUUUUUCUUGGAUAUGCACUAACACUUUUACCAAGCGGUUGGCUUGCGGGAAGAUAUGGCGGGAAACAAUUAUUCGGCUGGAGUAUGUUUGUAUGCGCUGUUGCAACAUUAUUCACACCAUUGGCUGCGAGGACCAGUGUGGUUCUGCUUAUAGUUAUACGUGUUUUCACGGGACUAUGUCAGGGUGUAGGUUUUCCAUGUAUGCAAACGUUGCUGUCCUACUGGAUACCACCGUUGCAAAGAAGUUCAUCUGCAAGUUUUGUCUACACUGGGACUCAGAUUGGUGUCAUGGUAACAUUUCCUGUCAGUGGUGUCCUGUGUGUCGAUGGUUUCGAUGGUGGUUGGCCUAGCAUAUUCUAUGUAUUUGGUUCUCUUGGUGUAGUAUGGUUUUUUGCUUGGAUGUAUCUCGUGUUUGACUCGCCAGUAUUACAUCCCAGGAUCUGUGUGAUGGAGAGGAAAUAUAUUGUAGAACAACUUAAAUCUGAUAUAGAUAUAAGUAAAAAGUCCUCGAGUACGCCAUGGUCAAAGAUACUUACAUCACUACCUGUGUGGGCAAUCAUUGUUUCAGAAACUUGUGCUGAAUGGGGAACAUACAGCUUCUUGACCAAUAUACCGACCUAUAUGGAAGAUGUUCUAAAGUUUGAUAGCAAAAAGGCGGGAUUUCUUGCUUCUCUACCGUAUCUUGGCUUCUGGGUCGUUUCUAAUGUGUCUGCUCAUCUUGCCGACUUCCUUCGAGAACGAGGCUACAUUUCUACUACAACAGCAAGGAAAGUCUUUAACAGCAUAGGCAACAUCUUACCGGCAAUAAUUAUUGUUAUCAUGGGAAAUGUUGCCGACGACCCGGGUAUUGCAGUUGCCAUGCUGAUUUUGGGUGUGGCUAUGUCUGGAUGCCAGUACGGCAGUGGAUUUAUAGUAAAUCCUGUCGACAUUGCACCAAGAUAUGCCGGUAUUAUUAUAGGGAUUUCUGCAACCACCGGUGCACUUGGAGGUUUCUUCGCACCCUUAGCAAUUGGAUUUAUAACAGUCGAUAAAACAAAAGAGCAGUGGAAAACAGUAUUCUAUAUUACGGCUGCAAUCUACACAUUUGGUGCAAUAUUCUACAUCAUUUUUGCUUCGGGUGAAUUACAGGAUUGGGCUCGGGAUGAAGAUGAUAACCAAGAUAUUAAUGCAUGGACGUGCACUUGGGUAGAACCACACACCUUUCGUGAGCUUUCUGGUUGGCUUCCCGGCAUGAAGAAUUCUACAUUCCUAACGAGAUUUUGCCAAUAUUGGUGACGGGCAGGUGAUUCAAAGACCUUAAGAUUCUCCAUUGCACGGAGAAAAUUAUGUUUAAAAUGUGAAAACAAUGUAUUUCAGUAUUGUUUCUAAACUGUCGUGAAAAUAGAGGAAAAUGUAAUGAAAUAUUGUUUGCAUGCCAAAGAGAACUUUACAUUAACUAAUAUAAUAAACAGGUUUGAAAAUGAAGUAUUGAAAUGUUAAAAUUGUUAAUUGCUGUCAAAUAUUUCUAAAUGCACAUGUAUUAUAUAUAUCAAUAUCUAGUACCUUUUAGUUGAUGAUAAAAUACAUGAACUUUAUUUGUAUAAUAAUAUGCACCAUGAAAGUAAAUUUGACUGUCUGUAACCAUUUGAGUAGUUGGCCCCUUAAACCGGCUUGAUCUUUCUUAAGUGGCAGUUAAGUUUGAAGCUUGAGUUUGGAAUUGAGAGAUUCGAGUAAUCCCUGUGAUCUUCACUUUUUAGCCAUAAAUAUUCACACACAAAUGAGACCCCCACCCCCCCACCCCAAUUUUGAUAAUAGGCUUAAGUAGAAAAACACCGACAAACAUUUAAACAAUAACAUAAUUUAAAAAAAAAAAUUGAAUUAUGAAGUAAACAAAUCAAACUGUAGUUUUAUAUAAUCUGGUAUAGUUGUUUAGUUCACAAAUUCAAUUCAUACAAAACUUAUCAAUUAGUUAUGCCACUUUUCAAAAAGAAAUAAAAAUCUGUGUAUGAAAAGAAUUGGAACAACUGCCUUACCCUUGCAUGACCGUAAGAGGCGACUAAUGGGGUCUUAACAGUUGAUUUUGCAGUAACUCUGUGAUUCCAGCAGGUAUGCAAAUUUUGAUUCCAUACCUCAUGUUUUUAUUUCGAUGUAAAUGAGAUGUGGAACCAAAAUUUGUAGUCCUGUGUGGCGCCAUAUAACCUAUACUGAUGAGCUGUGUAGGUAUUAGAGUAAUGGAAAUGGUAAUAUUCAAACACAUGUACAAUUAUUUACAUUCAAAUAUUUUAAUUUACCCAUCACAGUCUGGGUUUCUUACAGGUCAUUCAACUGUUUAUUAGCUCAUUGACAUAUCAUCUGAUGUGUGAAUCAUUCGAUAAAAACAAUUUUCUGCGACAUAUCUAAAGCUUUUGACAGAGUUUGGCAUCGUGUUCUUAUCUUUAAACUUAAUACGGUAUUAAUAUUGAACUCUUACAAUGGACCACUGACUAUCUCUCUGAAAGAAAACAGUCUGUUUUUGUAGGUUCUGAAUUAUCUAAAAUACUUGAUAUCUCAGCCAGUGUUCCUAAAGGCUCCUUUUGUUUGUAGCAGCAGUUAUUUGGCUGUUUCAUCUAGCGACACACAUUAUAUCGAAAUGACUUUAAACCGUGAUCUCUAAAUCAUUGAUAAAUGGUCUAAGCAAUGGCUAGUAAAAUGGAAAAAGUGGAAAAUGUUGCAGGCUCGGUUCGACGCUAGUGGAAUUGCAUGCUACGGUCUACGCCCUCUAGCCCCGGGUUGAGCUGAACUCAACAUUUACACAUGCCUAAAGUACAGAAAACAACUUAGAGACAUCCGCAGAUGUGUUCAUACGGCGGUACACAUGGAACCUUCAAUGCAACACUAGUGUGUAAUUCCAUGAAAAGCGUUGUAUGGUCCCCAGUCAAAAUAAUGGGUUUGCCCUAACUGAGAAAACAAUUGGUAGAACCAAACAAACUGGAAUUUAGAAAGGGGAUCUGAGGUUAUGGAGCUUCCAUAUCACAGGAACUGCCAAAAGACAAAAUUAAAAUGCAGGCACCAUAUCCAAGAGGUGAUUAUACAAUACUCAAAGCUAUGAAAGAGGGAGUAUUGGAACCACCCAGGAGUAUGAAGCCGCUAGCAGAGAAAAAGGGUUCAAUCAACUCUCUGAUCAAAGAAGUAGGUUGGUUUCUCUUUCAGACAGGCGAAAAAAUCAGAAGUUGGUUACGGUCUACAAAGCAAACAAAUGGUCUUCUCUUACAAUACGUUGAAACUAUUUGCCCUUUAUUAGUAACAGAUACGAAAAAUUAUUCAUUAAGGAAUAGCAACAAUUACACAACAGAAAAUCGACGUACAAAGGCAUACAAUAAAUCAUCUAUACCUGCUGCAACCGACUUAUGGUUGCUGUUCGCGAUUCAAAUUGAUUAAAAAUAUUUAAAUCAAAAAUGAAAGAGAAAAAUAAAGCACCACAAGUAACACAUUUUGUUCGGAAACACUUUUUCGGAUACAUGCAUGCCUAAGAAAUAAUUGUAGUAACUUACAUGAUAGUCUGUUCAAAAGCUAUUUAAGAGAAAAGUCGACAAGCAAUUGUGGAUACUUUGUUAAAAGAUGCUGAACAUUACCUAUUUCACUGUCCCAUAUUUAAACUUCAACGCAUUAUACUGAAUCUUUCAUCCGCUUAAUGUUGAUUUGUUACUUUACGGUAGUGAUGUGUUAGACGUUGAAAAUAAUAAAUAUUUACAGCUGUUCAAAAGAUUAUUAGAACUACGAAACCUUUUCACAACACUUGACUUUAUUUACUCUGUGCUUACGCCCUGAUGUCACUACUUCGAAAACGUAUGUAGGCAGAAACGAAUCUAUUGAUUAUGGGAUGGGGAUACUUCUUGGCUUGAUCCUAACGCCUUAUCAAUAGUUAUAUACAUUUUUAUAUGUAUUUGUUAAAGUUACCGUACAAAUUACUAUGUUCUUAAAACAGCAUUUUGUGUCUUUUAUAUUUUGUAUUUCAAUCAAUCUAGAAUAAGAAUAUAUCGUUUCGAUAAUGAUGGCCAUUUUUUGGAAAUUAAUGGAGACGGAAAAAAAAUACAAUAUGAAUAUUAUUUCAAAUAUGAAUUAUCACAAGAUGUGAAACAUAUGUACACUAACGCAUAAAAUUGUUACGACAAAUUGACAACAAUUAUAGGUUUACAUCCUGUAUAAUAAUUUUUUUUUGCAAUUUAUUGCUAUUGUUGAAAUAUAUUCAUUUUCAUCAAAAAAUAACAAGUCUAAUUAUGAAAACUUAAUUUAGCAUAUAGUUAAUACAUUAUUUUUCUUCUGUAUAAAUAAAAUAUCCAAAUUCUAUGUUCUGUUACAUUUUAACACAUAAUAAGGAAUUAGGCUUAUAUUUGAAUGUAAUAAGUUUAUAUCUAAUGUUUUGGAAAGAUACGUACAUCUAUGUUAAUAUUUUAAGAUAUUAUACAUAUGCAUAGGUAAUUAUGUAUAUUCAUUCUAUCUUUAGUGUACCUGUACAUUUCUAUAAAAUGCCUUUCUGUAUUGUAUUAUAUUGUUAUAAGCAGGUGGUUAGUAUCAAAUAAACAUUUUGUCAUUGUCAUUGUCAUUGCCAUUCUAGCAUAAAAACUUUUUGGGGUGUUUUGACAGGAAAGAAAAAGUGUGUUCACAGAGAGACUUUCGCGCUAACGUGCUGUUAAAACACAUUUUUAUAUAUGCGCGAAAAGCCUAAACGUAUAUUCUUUUAUUCUAAGCAGAUACUUUGAACAUUUUAUUUGCUGAAAAAUGAUGCGAAUCAAUUACAAGGAAUAUACGGAUUUGCGCAGAUCUCUUUGCUCAUUGGCAAACAUCUCUUAAAUAAGCAUUGGGAUAAAUACAUUUCAUUUCACGAUAUCAUAGGUCACAUAUGUACUUACAACUCUGAGAAAUUUCAUUUAAAUCUAAACUGUCGAAAAGUUCUAAUUUGGAAAAUGUUAUCAUAAUUAUGAUUUCCCUCUAGGCUCUCAUUAUAAAAUUUUGUGUGAGGCUCAAAUAUUUUAAAUCAGUCUAGCAAAAAAAUCAAGCACACGACCCUUUCUUUUUUAUUUGCUGUAUUUUCUAUUAGUAAGUAUAUUCUGAAGUUUUGAAAAUAAGGGUUUAAUCAAAUUCUACAUUAUAGAAAUGAAAUUGGUCCAAUCCUUGCAGAACUACCUUAAAUGUGCAGUUAUAUAAUUGCAGUUUGCAAAGUCCCGACUGAAAGUAGCUGUACAAAGAAAUACAUUUGAAAUAUGGAGGUGAAUAGAGUAGAUAAUUUUACCUGUAAUUUUCCAAAUACGUUGUAACAUGUUUAGGUUAUGUUUAACUAAUAUUUCAAAUAUUCAUGUAUGGGAAAGGUUAGUUUUAAAUAUCAAUUUAUUACCAGAAGAAUGAUCUUUUCUUAUAAAACUUAACAUCACUCAAAACUUGUUUUCAAAAUUGACCACUUCAUUUAAUAAAAUCAAUGUUGCCACAUUGAGCAUGCAUUAAAUAGACAAAAAUUUUCUAUGUAAUAAAAUUGUAUGUAUAAAUGAUGUUUAAAACUGCCUUAAAAUUUUAAGAUGGAUCUCAUACGCAGAAUAAUGUUCGAGUUCAUGAUUUGGAAAUAGCCAUUAAAUCCUUUUAGAGCUUGUCCAAAUCAAUUUAAUAAAGGCUUGAUUUUGUUAUUCUAGAAUUGAUGAAAUUAGGCGCUGCUAUUUUACGGAUAGUUCUCCAGCUCUUUCAGCAGAAUACAGCAUUUUCCUCAUUUUACAUGUCAUUGAUAAUUUCUAAAAUUGCUAAAUGUAACUGUUGCACACAUAUUACAGUACAUACCCAGGAUUUAAGGGGAACAACUCUGAAUUGACCAAUUAUCCAAUGCUACCAUAAACGUGGUGACCAAAAGUGAAAGAACUAUUUAAUAACCCUUUUCAAUAUGUGAUCAGGCAGAAAAAAUAUAACAUACAUUUGUUUAAAACUCUAUGCUACAGAAAUAGAAUAUAUACACAUUUCUCAUGACUGACAGUUGUUUUGUAGGUAGUACUGAGGUCCUGUCAGAAAGUUUAGGUGCAUCAAAAAAAAAAUACACCGAUUUAAUUCAAGAAAUUUUAUGACUAAUAAAUUGUUACAGCAAAUAUGAACUUUUACUUUUUAAGGUAUUUCAUGACAGUGACGAUAUUUUCAUUCAAACAAACCUUGAAUUAUAUAAGAUAUAAAUCCGACAGGACAAUUUGAAAAAAGCAAAAAAAAACAAAACAAAAUGACAAAAAUGGUAAUCAGUUUAUGUAGAUUCUUUGUUAUAUUCAUAAUUUUAUUUCAUUGAUUUAAAGGUGUUUCUGGUGGUUCGUUUAAUUUGAAACAAUCCUCUGCAUUUUUGGG
Molecule: messenger RNA, 7031 nt
Organism: Mercenaria mercenaria
Lineage: Eukaryota; Metazoa; Mollusca; Bivalvia; Venerida; Veneridae
Product: sialin-like
Exons: 12
Coding region: 402-1982 (526 amino acids)
Biological process (GO): monoatomic anion transport; transmembrane transport
Molecular function (GO): transmembrane transporter activity
Source: RefSeq, a predicted model, not a curated record